Molecule: messenger RNA, 2246 nt
Organism: Chanos chanos (milkfish)
Lineage: Eukaryota; Metazoa; Chordata; Actinopteri; Gonorynchiformes; Chanidae
Gene: acaa1
Product: acetyl-CoA acyltransferase 1
Exons: 12
Coding region: 196-1479 (427 amino acids)
Biological process (GO): phenylacetate catabolic process; fatty acid beta-oxidation
Cellular component (GO): peroxisome
Molecular function (GO): acetyl-CoA C-acyltransferase activity
Source: RefSeq, a predicted model, not a curated record
GUGCUUCAAGAUCGAUCAGGAUUUUCAUGGCAUAUAAAACAGCACUAGCCAUAAAUUAACAAAGAGGUUGUUUUCUGUUUAUCUUUGAGCACUUGCGACCCAAAACUGCUUUAUGAAUAUCUCUUCUGAGUGCUUUUGAGUACAGUUUUAGUUAUCAGCUGCUUCCUAGUGCAGUAAAUUUCCCCCCCAAAAAAAAUGCACAGAGUCAGAGUCGUCUCAGGACAUCUGUCGCCAUCGAACGGGUUCAAGGGGCAGAAUAAUUCGUCGGUUGGGAUUUCUCAUUGCAGUGCACCGACAGCCCCCAGUCCUGAUGAUGUAGUUGUAGUCCACGGGCUGCGAACUGCGAUCGGAAGAGCGAAAAGAGGCUCUUUUAAGGACACUACGCCAGAUGAAUUACUCAGUGCCGUAAUGACAGCAGUGCUAACGGAUGUGGGAUUGUCACCCGACAGACUGGGAGACGUGUGUGUUGGUAACGUGUUGCAGCCCGGAGCAGGUGCCCUGAUGGCGAGAGUAGCGCAGUUUCUCAGUGGUUUCCCAGAGACUGUGUCUGUCUACACCGUCAACAGAAUGUGUUCCUCCGGCCUUCAAGCACUUUUCAAUAUAGCAGGUGGGAUCAGGAACGGGUCGUAUGACCUAGGCCUCGCAUGUGGGGUGGAGAGCAUGUCUCUGCGCUCAGUCGGAAACCCAGGUGACGUGAGCUCCAGACUCAUGGACAACGAGAAGGCCCGAGACUGCCUGAUCCCAAUGGGGAUCACCUCUGAGAACGUGGCAGAGAGAUUUGGAGUCACCCGCGAGAAACAGGACGCGUUUGCUCUAAGUUCUCAGAAAAAGGCUGCAGUGGCUCAGGAAAAAGGUGUUUUUGAGCAGGAGAUCGUUCCGGUCACCACCAAGUUUGUGGCUGAUGAUGGUUCAGAGCGCAGGGUUACCGUUACCAAGGACGACGGUAUCCGCCCAGGCACCACGCUUGCAGGACUGGCCAAGCUCCGUCCAGCGUUUAAGCCGGACGGCAGUACGACAGCAGGUAAUGCCAGUCAGGUGAGCGAUGGAGCUGCAGCCGUGUUGCUGGGGCGGAGGUCAGUGGUGGAGGCUAUGGGUUUGCCUGUACUGGGCAUUCUCAGGGCCAGCGCUGUGGUGGGCGUUCCCCCUGACGUGAUGGGCAUUGGCCCAGCCUAUGCCAUUCCAGCAGCCCUACAGAAGGCUGGACUCACUGUGUCUGAUAUUGAUGUUUUUGAAAUCAACGAGGCUUUUGCUAGCCAGGCGGUGUACUGUGUGGAAAAGCUGGGCAUUCCGUUGGAGAAAGUGAAUCCAAACGGCGGGGCCAUUGCUUUGGGUCACCCUCUGGGCUGCACCGGAGCGCGACAGGUUGUCACGUUACUGAACGAGCUCAAACGCAGGCGCAAGAGAGCCUAUGGGGUUGUGUCCAUGUGCAUUGGCACCGGGAUGGGAGCGGCCGCUGUCUUUGAGUACCCUGGACAGUGACGAGUCUUCCGAUUCUAGAAUCUGCUAUGGAAAUUCCACAGAAGUCACGGCCCAGGGAGGACCAGGAAAAGAAACCAACAAACGCUGAUUUCUCAGGUCUUCCUUGGCACAGCAUAGCGCUAACACAUAAUCAACACUAACUACUGACUGAAACGUCUUUGAAGAACGAUGCACUUUGGAAUUCUUAGUAAUCGUCGGUGCAUUAAUUGCAGCAAUUAAUGUUGAUUUGUAUGAGAAGAUGACGUAACUAAAGUUCAUUGAUACUGUCUACUGUAAGUGCCUUUCAAAUAACGACGGUGAUUACGGAGAUACACAGAAGACAAAACUCUUUUUUUUUUUUGCCUUAUAUAUCAACUUCUAAAUUCUUCUGUUUUAUGUGUGAUCUGUGAAAUAGUGUCAUUACCAUAAAAUGUUCAACAGUGAGGCAGGGAAAACCUCAUGUCUUUGGCUAUAAAGACUCAGAACAUUGAGCUGUCUGUUCUAUUCAGUGUUUGGGCGCAUUAAAGAGGAUCACACUGUAUGACAUUACAUCUGAAAGACUGUGUAACAUUCAACUUCUGAUACUGUUUUUCUCAAGCUGUUUGAGAGUGGCAGACCCCAAGAGGCUGUCUCCACAGAAAGCCAAUGGAGGAACCCGUUAUGUUACAGACCAUAUUUUACUAGUCUUUAAUCUUGAGCAAAGAAAUGAACUCAGAAUGCCUUUUCUAUUUCUCUGAAAUGAAGUAAUGAAAUUCAGUCAUGUUCAAUAAAGACAACACAACACAACA